Molecule: messenger RNA, 2619 nt
Organism: Talaromyces atroroseus
Lineage: Eukaryota; Fungi; Ascomycota; Eurotiomycetes; Eurotiales; Trichocomaceae
Exons: 2
Coding region: 1-2619 (872 amino acids)
Biological process (GO): ribosomal small subunit biogenesis
Cellular component (GO): nucleolus
Molecular function (GO): protein binding; RNA binding
Source: RefSeq, a predicted model, not a curated record
AUGCCGCGGCCAUUACAUCUCACUACAGCGCUUCCUCGACAGCUGCGAGAGGAGCUGGGAAUCAGGGAUCGAUAUGGAGAAAAAGAACGGAAUCGCAACCGGCCUGUGUCACGCAAAGCCCAGCGCAAAGAAGAGAGGCAGCAAAAACGACAUCAUGGCCGGGGAGGGGGAAUAACUCGUAAACAACAAGAAGCUUUUGAUAGCGACAAAGAAGAAGUUGAAAGCGAGGAAGAGAUCGAAGAUGAAGAAGACUCCAAUUCCGAAGACGAGCGCAAUGCCGCAUCUGCGAAGCUAUCCAAACCGCGAAAGACCAAGACAGCCGACGAAGAAGAAAACUCCAGACCGAAAGAACCGAAGAUCUCAAAAUCCGUGAGGGAUAAACUUGCACAAGACGAAAAGGAAAUCGAGGCUCUGGAGAAGCGGCUUGGUAUUAAGGGACGGAAAAAACUACCAAAGGCCUUUGAGGAAGAAGGUCUCGCUGAUAUUUUGGGUGGUCUCGCCGAAGAUUCGGAAUUAGAAGAGACUAAAAAGAGGAAACGUGAGGAAAGUGACUGGCUGCAGAGCAAAAGGAGGAAAGCGCAAGGCUUGGAUCUCGAGGAGGACGGUAGUGAGGUUGAAGGUUCAGAUGGGCUCGAACAAGGCUCAAGUGCAUCUGAUAGUGAUGAAUUCGACCUUCUAGACGAAGACGUUGGAUCCGAUGAAGCUCUAGAGAGCGGGACCGGUGAAUCUGAAGAGUCUGAUGGGCUUGAAGACGCAGAUGAAGAGGACGAUCAGCCAUUGGACGCACCCAAAGAGAAAAAGACGCGAGAAAACCCUUACGUCGCCCCUGUCACGAAAUCAAUCUCUACAUCGAAAUAUAUUCCUCCAUCCAUGAGAGCGGCUGCGUCAGGCACUUCCGAAGAUGAUGUUCGUUUGCGCCGACAGGCACAAGGCUUGCUGAACAAGCUUUCAGAAGCCAAUUUAAUCUCAAUUUUGAACGAUGUCGAGAAGCUAUACCGAGAGAAUCCACGCCAAAGUGUUACUUCAACGCUAUCCUCUCUUUUGUUAACUCUCGUGGCUGAUCGUGCAUCGUUGCAAGAUACAUUCAUCAUUCUUCAUGCUGGAUUUGUAGCUGGGUUAUACAAACUGCUUGGAAUGGAUUUCGGCGCAAUAAUCAUUCAGAAUCUAGUUGAGAUGUUCGACAAGUCCGCGGAUGAAAGAGGGCCGUUUACCGGAAAAGAGCAUUUGAAUUUGAUGUCACUUCUUUCGCAACUCUACAACUUCCAUGUGAUUGGGAGCAAUCUGGUUUUUGAUUACAUCAGCCUAUUUUUGCAGGAUAUCACAGAGACCAAUACUGAACUACUUCUCAAAAUCAUUCGCAACUCUGGGCCUCAGCUUCGACAAGAUGAUCCGUCAGCUCUCAAAGACAUAGUUCUCCUCAUUCAACCUGCGGUAGCCCGCAUUGGAGAAUCCUCCCUCUCCGUCCGCACUAAAUUUAUGAUCGAAACUAUUACAGAUCUCAAGAACAAUCGUAUGAAAACUGGGGUAUCAGCAUCUACCAUAUCAUCUGAACAUAUCACGAAGAUGCGCAAGAUCUUGGGAUCAUUAAACAAUCGGAAUAUUCGCGCCACUGAACCAAUCCGAGUCUCCAUGGCCGAUAUUCGCAACUCGGAAAAGAAAGGCAAGUGGUGGCUCGUAGGCGCCAGCUGGAAAGAAUUCGACCCUCUUGAGGCUGCGCGCCAAGAAUUAUCUGCUUCUUCAGCAGUCGUGGCGAAUCCUACCACGAAAGUAUCUGUAGACGAAGACAGUGAUGGGGAACCCGAUCUCGUGAGCAUAGCCAAGGCGCACCGCAUGAAUACAGACGUCCGUCGGUCAAUUUUUGUGGCUAUUAUGUCUGCAACCGACUAUCGAGAUGCUCACGUUCGACUCUUGAAGCUGCAUCUGAAAAAGAACCAAGAAUACGAAAUACCACGCGUACUCGUGCAUUGUGCAAUGGAAGAAGAAGCCUACAAUCCAUAUUACACACUGAUUGCUCGCCGACUCUGCAGUGAAAUGGGUCGACGAAUCAAGAUGUCUUUUAUGUUCACACUAUGGGACGUGUUCAAACGGAUGGGUGAAAAGAACGACCUCGACGAAGACGAUAACGACAGUGAAUUCAAUGGUUUCGACGAUGACUCUAACGAUGCUGCAAAACUGAAUAUGAAAUCAAUCGUCAACCUCUCCAAGAUGUACGGCUCUUUGAUCAGUGAAAGUUUGCUGAAUUUGGCAAUACUGAAAAAUCUUAAUUUCGCCUAUCUGCAACCUAAAACCAGUACCUUUGUUGAAAUUCUGAUAAUCACUAUCAUCCAACAAUCCCAAUUGCUCCCAUCGACAACAAAGCGCAGGACAAAAUCUACGACGCAGAAGGAGAAAGAAAUGGAGAAUGAGGAAAAAACAGAAAAGCAAGCUCUCAUUCUUUCUCGUAUCUUCUUGCAGACACACGAAAUUGCGCCUCAUAUUGUCAAGGGUUUGUUGUAUUUUAUUCGCAAAGUCGUUGCGAAGUCGGAUAUUGUAUCCAGCAAUAAGGAGAAAAAGAUGGUCAAAUGGGGCUGUACUGUGGCGACGAAUGCUUUGAAGGGGAUUGAAGAACGAGGGGAUUGA